Molecule: messenger RNA, 2829 nt
Organism: Betta splendens (Siamese fighting fish)
Lineage: Eukaryota; Metazoa; Chordata; Actinopteri; Anabantiformes; Osphronemidae
Gene: hoxb1a
Product: homeobox B1a
Exons: 2
Coding region: 598-1761 (387 amino acids)
Biological process (GO): regulation of transcription by RNA polymerase II
Cellular component (GO): nucleus
Molecular function (GO): DNA-binding transcription factor activity, RNA polymerase II-specific; RNA polymerase II cis-regulatory region sequence-specific DNA binding
Source: RefSeq, a predicted model, not a curated record
CACACACACACACAGGUCCUGUCGCUUGCGAGAACGACUGACAAACUUCUGGCCUGCUGUCACCAUAGGCGACGUGACGACGAACCACGUGACCCACGGCGAGGUAAGAAAAGAGGUGACACGGAAAACAGAGAGAAAGGGAGCGAGAGAAAAAGUCACGGAAACGUGAGCGAAAAGGGAAGAUUUAUGUGAAAGAGACAUCAAGAGGAAGACGCAGAAGCGAUGAAGAGGUGACUCGUUUUCUCUCGUUUGACGGAUGGGCCUUUGGAGAUGAUGAGUUGAACUGUGACAGGCCUCGCGUUUACGCACGCCGACGAGUCACCGCAGAGCAUCCCGCAGCCUGCAUGAGUGGCCCCGGGUUGGGGACGUGCGACGUCCACGUUCUGCUCCACGACACCGGAACAUUCUUCUCACUUUUGUUUUCAUUGCUUUGUUUCAGACUUUUGUUUCGGGCCUUUUAAUUUCGCCUUAAUUUAACAUUUCUCUUCAUAUAGUUUACUGUAAUUUACUUUUUGACUGGAUUUUUUUGAAUUGAUAUAUUUUUUCAACUCACUUCUCUUUUACUAAGCAUUCAUUUUUUUUAUUUUUUUGCUUUGCAUGGACAACAUGAACUCGUUUGUGGAAUACCCCGUUUAUAAUCGAGCAGGCACCGCCGCUUACUCUGGGCCUAAACCCGGAUACCACCAGCACCAGCACCACCAUCACCAUCCUCUUGACCAGCAUCAGAGCUUCUCCGGUACUUUCCAAACGGGACCCAACAGCUCGGCGUCCCCCGUUAAUAGCACGAGGAAUGACAGUACCAGUUACGCCGGCGAUGGGCGUCUGUACGGGGCCUCCGGAGUGAGCGCCGGGGUGCACGGGGCGACCGGGGCGAGCCAGCAUCAUCAUCAUCAUCAUCAUCAUGAGCCACAGCACCACGAGCCGCCGACGCAGAGCAGCUACCAUCAUCAUCUUCACCAAACCCAAAGCGGAAUACUGCAGUCCUAUAGUACCGGAAGCAAUGGACCCACCGGAACCUACGCUGGUCAGGCGUGCGUUACAAACUCAGAAUAUGUUGCGUCAUCGGCAGCUUCAAACACUUUCCACUCUCAGUAUUUCAUGGAGGAGUCCGUGCCCUCCGCCUACUAUCAUCAGGCGGCCUUCCCCAGUUCAAGCUCGGCCAUCGGGCCCAGCUACGGUGCCUUCGGCGGGCCUCAGGCCGCUCUGACGGGCUCGCAGUACCCCCAGCAGCUCGGCGGGGGGCUGGACGCCGGCUACCUUGGUCUGCAGCACGGGGGAGGCUACGGGGAGCCGCCCGCCUCUCAUGACCGAGAAAGAGGCGAUGGAGAGGCCCAGCAGGCCGGGCAGGGCCAGACCUUCGACUGGAUGAAGGUGAAGAGGAACCCGCCUAAGACAGCUAAAGUCUCGGACUUUGGACUCGCGGGCGCGCACAACGCCAUUCGCACCAACUUCAGCACGCGCCAGCUGACCGAGCUGGAGAAGGAGUUCCACUUCAGCAAGUACCUGACGCGGGCGCGGCGCGUCGAGAUCGCCGCCACGCUCGAGCUCAACGAGACUCAGGUGAAGAUCUGGUUCCAGAACAGGCGCAUGAAGCAGAAGAAGCGCGAGCGCGAGGGCGCGUCCGCCACGGCGCGCUCCUCCUCCUCGUCCUCGCCCGGUGCCGAGAGCGGCUUCAACAGGGAGCUGGAGGACACGGACCACUCUUCCGCGUCCACGUCUCCGGGCGCGUCCUCGAGUUCUGAGUCAGAACCAGCGAUGUAAUCAGUGAACUGUUGGAAACGUACCGGACCAUGAACGAGCCUUAAAGUGAAUAAUCAGAAUUUCUAACUUUUCAGAUGGGUUUAAUUCCCUAUUUCUACAUAUAAGGAAAAAAGGUUUCAAUCCAACGGUUUCACAAUUUUACCUCCAUAAAAAGCUUCUUGGACUAAUCUCCUUAAGUGAGCGUGAAAGUCAACAAUCAGGUCUUUUAUAGCAGAGAAAAUGAGACUAUAUUGAGCCAGAACAAAAAAGCCUGCUUUCUACAGGUUGAAACCAUAGAUUCUUGUUGUAGUGCAGGAACUGAAUGUGAUUGGAGGCACUUUGGCGUCUUCCAUGACGCCUGGUUUACAGGGUGGGGCUGCUGCUGGCCUUGAACACACAUUUCUUGAUUUAAAUAUUCAUGUUCUAGUUUAUUCGUCACAGCAGAACUGAAUGAGCCUCAUGAUCAGAAUAACGGGAGCCUUUGAUGGCAAAAAAUCACUCUAGACGUGAGUGUUCCACGUUUGACACAAGUGUUCUCCACAGAACGUUCUGGUGAAUGUAUGAUGUCACAGCGCUCAUCUUUGCACUAUGUGACCCGUGGAGCUGAAGCAAAGCAGCUCACAAGGAUCCAACUGACUCAAGCUAGACUCAGGUGUGUUUGUGUGUGUGUGAUGACGACAACUACUGAAAAACUAUUUAUGAGCCGUGGGACGCGUUUCGCAUUGUUUAUGGGAAACCGUGUGUGUGUGAUUGGAUGUUCUGUUGCAAACAGGUUUUUGUUACUGCUGAAAGUCAUAACACUUAGAAACGGGUCGAGAGGCGGGUUCUUCUGGACCAGCCACCAGUCCUGCCAACAAGAACCUCUGAAGUCUGAUUCUGAAGCCAGCUGCUGUAAACGUCAUCCAGGAGUUAAUGUCUUUGUGCGAGUUCUCUUGAUGUGACUGAUGUUUUUUUUCUUUUGUCUGACUGUGAAUGAGAGCAGACACAGACUGAGUUUUAUUAGUUCUGCUGCCUUAGAAACGUUUCCAAUCAGGUUCGUGUCUGACGUUUUCUAUUGUAAACUACCUCAAUUAAAGAUUUUUCUGUCAA